UAUGUUGCAGCAGGUGGUCAUUGUGUGCAGUGGACAAGUCAAGUGAAUGGACAUAUUACGUGUAUUAUUUUUUUUUAUGACAACGCGUGAUUAAAUAUUUUAGAACGUGUUUUUGACGGCUUAUUUUCUUACUUGAAAGGUGUGUGAUUAUAAAUCCAGGUAGUUUUCCCCCGAAUACUUUUGUAUUCUAACAAGAGUGAAACUCAGAAUAGUUGCUGUGUCUUGAGAAACGUGGCUUUUAUGAACAGCUUUUAUUGCAUUUUUGCGGCGAACCAUGGCUUUUGCUAAAUUCAGCAAAAUACUUCGCCUGUCUAAUUUUGACAUAAAAAAGAAGGCAAAACAAUAUGAACACGUUCAUCGAGAUAUCAAUCCUAAUGACCAAUGGGAAAUCAUCGGAGAGUUGGGUGAUGGGGCUUUUGGAAAAGUUUACAAGGCCAAGAAUAAGGAGACUGGAGCGCUGGCUGCAGCCAAAGUCAUUGAGACGAAGACUGAGGAGGAGCUGGAGGAUUACAUGGUGGAGAUCGAUAUCCUGGCCAAGUGUGACCACCGCUACAUCGUCAAGCUGUUGGACGCCUUCUACCAUGAUGCCAAGCUCUGGAUCAUGAUCGAGUUCUGCCCUGGAGGAGCUGUAGAUGCUACUAUGUUAGAGCUGGACCGGGGCCUGAUGGAACCUCAGAUUCAGGUGAUCUGCAGACAGACGCUGGAGGCCCUGGUCUACCUCCACAGCAUCAAGAUCAUCCACAGAGACUUGAAGGCCGGGAACAUCCUCCUCACCCUGGAGGGAGACAUCAAGUUAGCGGAUUUUGGGGUGUCAGCGAAAAAUACCAAAACCCUACAAAGGAGGGACUCUUUCAUAGGAACACCAUACUGGAUGGCUCCGGAGGUGGUGAUGUGUGAGACUAUGAAGGACGCUCCGUAUGACUACAAGGCUGACAUCUGGUCCCUGGGCAUCACCCUGAUCGAGCUGGCCCAGAUCGAGCCCCCGCACCACGAACUCAACCCCAUGAGGGUCCUGCUGAAGAUAGCCAAGUCUGAGCCCCCUACCCUGGAGCAGCCCAACAAGUGGUCACAGGAGUUUAAGGAUUUCCUGAAAAAGUCGUUGGAUAAGAAUCCGGAGAGUCGGCCAAACGCAGCCCAGCUCCUGGAGCACCCCUUUGUUUGCUCUGUGAAGACCAACAGACCCUUGCGAGAGCUGGUUGCUGAGGCGAAGGCUGAAGUCAUGGAGGAAAUCGAGGACAAUCGAGAGGAAGGAGAGGAGGAGGACACCGCUGAGCUCUCAGUCCCAGUGCCUCCAGGCAAGGACCCGUCUCAAACCAGUCAAACCAGUCUACAAGGGGACAGUGCCCCAGACACACUCACCAAAACCCCCGUGGGGGCCGAGGCCAAACCCCCCGUGAGACCUUCCCGCACGAGGGAUGGCCAGCCGAUCGACCGACAGCUUCCUGAUGAGGGCAUCAGCAUUGUGGACUCUGACAAGCCCGAGAGCGUGGCCUCUGGCAAGGUCUUCUCCAGCUCUGACUCGGGCAUCGAGGAUGGGAAGAGCACCUCGGAUGAGGGCAAGCCUGUGGACACCCCUCUGCCAGAGAACCCGGCCCUGCUGGCACAGCCCGAGAUGGUACCAAAAAUACCCCAAAGCCAGUUGGCGGUGAAGGGAGAAAGCGCCAGCAUGGCCAGUGGGGUGGUUCCCGUGAUUGGGGAAAAAGGGCCCCCCACCCCUACCCCAGACCCCACACCUUUGAUCGGGCUGAACGGCAGCAUGAAGAGAGGGCCUUCGAAAAGGGAGAGGGUCCCCAUAGGGGCUAACAUGGACAACCCGAUGGCCCACCACAACGCCAAUGGCAUGAUCUCCAAGAGGUACUCUGACGCAGGCAGCGUGUCUGCUUCUGAGAGCAUGGACAUCAGCCUCAACCUGUCAGGAGACAUGUCAGUCAACAAGGACGAUGGAUCCCUCUGCCCCAGGGUGGACUCUCGUUUCUCCAGUAAGACGUUGAAGCGCACCAGGAAGUUUGUCAUUGACGGCUUGGAGGUCAGCGUGACCACAUCCAAGAUCAUCGGCGAUGAUGAGAAGAAAGAUGAAGAGAUGAGGUUUCUCAGGCGUCAGGAGCUCCGGGAUCUGCGGCUGCUGCAGAAGGAGGAGCACCGUGCCCAAGCGUUACUGAACACGAAGCUGGACGCUCAGAAGGAGCAGAUGCAGCGACGCUUCGACCAGGAGAUGAACGCGAAGAAGAAGUUCUACGACACGGAGCUGGAGAGCCUGGAGAAGCACCAGAAGCAGACCAUCGAGAAGAUGGAGACGGACCACGCCAUUAGGCUCAGGGACGAGACCAAACGCAUCCGCUCCGAACAGGACCGCGACUACAACAAGUUCCAGGAUCAGAUGAAGCGCAACAAAAAAGAGGUGAAGAACGAGAUUGAGAAGCUCCCCAGAAAGUCACGGAAAGACAGCAUGAAACAGAGCAUGAACACCUUUACACAGAUGAAACAAACGGAGGAGCAGAACUUCCUGUCGGCCCAGAAGAACCACCUGGACACAACGCUGAAGAGGAUAAUUUCGGAGAACAAGAGGGAGAUCUCCGAGACAGAGAGGCAGUGUCUCAACAAGAAGCAGAACCUUGUCAGAGACAGGGAAGCUACUAUCUGGGACCUAGAUGAGAAGAACCUUCAUGAGAAGCACCAGUUACUGAAACAGCAGCUAAAAGACCAGUACUUCCUCCAACGGCACCAGUUGCUCAAGAAGCAUGAGAAGGAACAAGAGCAGAUGCAGUGCUACAACCAGAGGAUGAUUGAGCUGCUCAAGGCCCGGCAGCAGCAGGAGAAGGGUCGCCUGCCCAAGAUCCAGCGCAGCGAGGGCAAGACCCGCAUGGUCAUGUUCAAGAAGAGCCUCCGCAUCAACUCCACGGGCAGCACGUCGGAGGACCGCGAGAAGAUCAAACAGUUUGCCCAGCAGGAGGACAAGCGUCAGAAGGCAGAGCGGCUGCACCAGCAGCAGAAGCAUGAGCACCAGAUGAGGGACAUGGUGGGCCAGUGUGAGGGCAACGUCCGGGAGCUCCAGCAGCUACAGAAUGAGAAGUGCCACCUACUCAUUGAGAACGAGACUCAGAGGCUCAAGUCUCUGGAUGAGCAGCACAACCACCAUCUCAAGGAGUGGAGGGAGCAGCUCAAGCCGAGGAAGAAGGCUCUGGAAGAGGAGCUGACCCAGAGGAAGAGGGAACAGGAGGUGUUCUUUAAGAUGAGUGAGAACUCUGAGUGCCUGAGCCCCAGCUCCCCAAACAAACUCACCAAGUUCCUCCCUUACUCUGAAUCCUCUACAACGUAGACUGGCAUCUCACCCCCCCCCCCCCCCCCCAAACACCCUUAUCCCACACCAUGUCCAGAAGGCCCACUGUCAGCUUCCUCAUUCCUCCUGAACUUUUAUUUCAUUUUUAAGGAAUAGUUAUGUUUUAAGUCCUGUUUAUAAGAUUUUAUCAUUUUAUUAACUCAAGAUGGCAAAGAUUGGUCAUAUUUUCUUUGAGGAUUGUCUUUAACUCCACAUGUGCAUCAGGCUGCUUGAUAGUUAGGGUUUUCUUCAUCCAUGCAGUGUUUCCUUUUUCAUUCUUAUUAAUAUUGCCGACAGCACCAAAUUGACUCGGAUCCCAAUAAGCAUGAGACUAACCUAAUAGUUAGAAGGGUGUGGUGGGGAGAUGCAUCCCAUAUCCCAAAGAGAGUCAGUUUGUGGAGUAGUAGUUUAGGUGCAAUGUGGAACACAAGAAAAAAAUGUACUUCAGACAAUGUUGUGUUGGUGGAAGCCAAUGAAAACGCACUUUUGUUUCACUGCAAUAUCAGUCUCCUUCCAAAGAGUUUCUCGCUUAAUGAACACACCCAAGUAUGGCGCACAUAAACUCAGCAAAAAAAUAAACUUCAACUGCGUUUAUUUUCAGAAAAUGUCACAUGUAAAUAUUUGUAUGAACAUAAGCUUAAACAACUGAGACAUAAACUGAACAAGUUCCACAGACAGGUGACUAACAGAAAUUGAAUGGGGGGGACAGUAACUGGUGUAACUGGUGUGGCCACCAGCUGCAUUAAGUACUGCAGUGCAUCUCCUCAUGGACUGUAACAGAUUUGCCAGAUCUUGCUGUGAGAUGUUGCCCCACUCUUUCACCUUGGCACCUGCCAUUUCCUGGACAUUUCUGGGGGGGAAAGGCCCUAGCCCUCACCCUCUGAUACAACAGGUCCCAGACGUGGACAUUGGGAUUGAGAUCCGGGCUCUUCACUGGCCAUGGCAGAACACUGACAUUCCAGUCUUGCAGGAAAUCACACACAGAAUGAGUAGAAUGGCAUUGUCAUGUCAGGACGAGUCUGCAGGAAGGGUACCACAUGAGGGAGGGGGUUGUCUUCCCUGUAACGCACAGAGUUAAGAUUGCCUGCAAUGACGACAAGCUCAGUCCGAUGAUACUAUGACACACUGCCCCAGACCAUGACGGA
Molecule: messenger RNA, 4461 nt
Organism: Oncorhynchus gorbuscha (pink salmon)
Lineage: Eukaryota; Metazoa; Chordata; Actinopteri; Salmoniformes; Salmonidae
Product: serine/threonine-protein kinase 10-like
Exons: 19
Coding region: 275-3316 (1013 amino acids)
Biological process (GO): protein phosphorylation
Molecular function (GO): protein binding; protein serine/threonine kinase activity; ATP binding
Source: RefSeq, a predicted model, not a curated record